AUGGCCUCGUUCUCAUCUUGUGCACGUAUUCUUUAUAACACUUCUAAUGUUGAUCGCGCCUUACACACAGUUGUUCACUGCAGCGAUGGGAAAUACGUGGAAGUGCCAAGGGAGGUUUCUGAGAAAUGCACUUUUAUUGAAAAGACCGACGACGAGACAAUUCCUGAAUUUGACUACCCUGCAGCUGUUCUUGAAAAUCUUGUCUGUUGGACGGAACACUAUGGCAUGGAUGGUGUUGCCGAAAGCGAAAUUGUAAGACCAUGUAUUUACCGAAAUAUUCUUCAUGUUUUGAAGAACAAAUGGGAUAAUGGUUUUUUCGUCUUUCGUCUUACCAGUGAACUAAAUAUUGGGCACUAUCUUCAGACCAUAAACGCAGCAGAAAAAUUUAAUAUGAAAGGUCUCCACGACUUUCUUUGUGUCGGCCUCAGCUGCAAGCUUCGCAAUGAAGAGGAUACAGAGAUCAUUCAGAAGAUUAUGGGAAUACCGGCCGAUGAGGAAGUGGAACCAGAGGAUAUUGAAAAGGCAACAACACGGUAUCCUUGGCUAAAUGAGGCUAUUGAACCGGUUGUAAGGAAGUAA
Trypanosoma conorhini is the source of this 579-nucleotide messenger RNA. RefSeq lists its product as uncharacterized. Lineage: Eukaryota; Euglenozoa; Kinetoplastea; Trypanosomatida; Trypanosomatidae. Gene Ontology annotation, biological process: ubiquitin-dependent protein catabolic process. The record is from RefSeq and is a predicted model, not a curated record. The transcript has a single exon. The coding region runs from base 1 to 579 and encodes 192 amino acids.